Cajanus cajan (pigeon pea) is the source of this 7407-nucleotide messenger RNA. RefSeq names its product protein SWOLLEN 1. The record is from RefSeq and is a predicted model, not a curated record. NCBI's taxonomy places the organism in Eukaryota, Viridiplantae, Streptophyta, Magnoliopsida, Fabales, Fabaceae.
AAAUAAAAAAUAAAAAAUCGGCUGCGAAAGAGUCACACACUUCGCGUGUUAGGGUCGUUUCAGCCUUUCUCUCACUACUCUCUCUAUCUUCCCGUAUAUCUCUUUCAUCGCCGGAACCCUAAUUCGAUCCGCCGGACCUCGCACUCACCGUAGAUGACUGUACGAUUGGCGAAUAGGUGAGAUCACAGGGGCUGGAUUUCCUCGCCGAAUGGAGGGAGGUAGCGUUUUUAGACUUUCUUCUUCUGGGAUACAUCCAUGGAUUAUGAUGACAAUGAUUUUCAAAGCCAGAAUCUCCAUUUACCUGGUGAAGGGAGCACAAAAUUUCCCCCAGUAUUAAGGCCAUACGCUCUCCCUAAGUUUGAUUUUGAUGAAAGCCUUCAAGGGAAUUUAAGAUUUGAUAGUUUGGUUGAAACUGAAGUUUUCCUUGGUAUUGAAAGUAACGAAGAUAACCAGUGGAUUGACGCAUACUCCCGGGGGAGUAGUGGCAUAGAGUUCAAUUCAACUGCAGCUGAAUCUUGCUCUAUAUCAAGGCAUAAUAAUGUUUGGUCUGAGGCCACUUCCUCAGAAUCUGUUGAAAUGCUAUUAAAAUCUGUUGGACAGGAGGAAUUUAUCCCUAGAGAAACUGUUAUACAGGAAUCUGAUGCCUGUGAUGAACUGGCAUGCUUAGCUAAGCAAAUGGAGCCCGAUCCAAAACCUGACGAUAGAAAUGAUUUUAAAGAUAAUGUUACUGAUUUACAGCCACCAGAUUAUAUCCAUGAAAACUUGGCUGGAUUAAGGGAUGUAGAAAGGGAGCAGUCACUGGCUGGAGUUUCCCAAGAAGAACUAUCCAUUGAUGGAAGUUUAAGUAAUCUACAGCCACAUGAUAUGCUUGGAAAUGUUGGCUUGCCCAUGACUAGGGGAAUUCUCUUCACUGAUGGCAAAAGUAAUGAUACAAAUCAAGGAAAAGUUGAGACUGUGGCUGAUGGUUCUGUUGAAGAAAAAACUCAAGAGGAUUUGACUGCUUCAGGGGUGAAGACUAGUAUUACUGCAACUUCUGUACAAAAUAUCUCUUCCACUUGUGGUAUCUUAAACGUUCAAAAUGAGAAAAGUUCUUUACAAAUACAAAAUGAGCAAGAUUUGGAUUCUUCUGUGAUUAACAAGGAUUCAUAUGUGGACACUCAAACUUUGGAUGUAUAUGCAGCUGCUGGUGAAGCGCAUCAUUCAGAUAAACCUCUUUAUUCGAUUCCCAUGGAAGAAACAUUGGAAAGUGGCAAUGUAGUUGAAGGCCUUGAGACUUCUGGAAGUAUUUUAGAGGGCUCCUUGAGCAUGGUAUCUGAUGGUAUUUCUGACUUCCAUAAUGCAGAAAGAUGCAAUCAAGAUGCACAUUUCAGAGAUUUGUCUUGGGGCAAUGCAAAGGAAGGUAUAACUGUGGAUAAUCAAUCUGCACCAAAUACAAGUGACUCACCAAUGGUUGAAAUUAAAGAUGAUUCCAGUUCUGAGGGGCAUAUAGUUGGGGUCAGCAAAUCCGAGUGUAGUACAUGUCCUAAUUUUCAGCAGAAUGUGGGUACCGUUGAGAAGACAUAUAGUGAAACCAGCGUUUCUAAGGAAAAGGAGUUAUUGAACAUUGGUAACCAGAUGGACACAAAGGUUUUAUUAAGUAAGUCAGAGGCAUCUGUGUUUGCUGUGGGGUCUAAUGACACUUCUACUGUUAGUAAAGGAAAUAAUGAUAGUAAAGCAGGAGAUUUUUCUAGUUCAGGUGCAGUGGCUUCUAAAAAAUCUUGUAUUUCGGGUGAGGCGACUCAAGUAUCUGAAAACAAUGAACCUGACAAGCAUGGUGACCAUCAAAACUGCUGUCAAAAUGUUUCUGCUACGGAUCAUGAUAAUAAAGUGGCCACUUCUGAUUCUAGCCUAGUGCAUCGUGAUGUUGACCAAUCCCAUCUCGUUGAUACAGGAGUUAGUUCAUCAUCUUUUAGUGCAGGUUGCAUGGAAACCAAGUUGGCAACUUCCACAGUAUCAUUUGACAUCAAGCCUUUCAAUAAUUCAGCUUCACAAUAUCUAUCAGAAAAUAUUAGUUUAACAUCCCGUGAAAUGGUUGAUGUUCCACCUCCUAGCAAAGCUGUGUCCACACAUGAAGUUACAGAUCACUAUGAACAAAGAGUGGUGUUUGUUGGGUCUGCUUCCAUUGAUGAAAAUGAAAACUCUGUAUCUGAAAUAGCCAAUGAAGCAAGCUGUGAAGCUAAAAUAGCCAAUGAAGCUACCUGUGAAGCUAAAAUAGUCAUUGAAGCAAGCUCUGAAGCUAAAAUAGCCAAUGAAUCAAGCUCUGAAGCUAAAAUAGCCAAUGAAGCAAGCUCGGAAGCUAAAAUAGCCAAUGAAGCAAGCUCGGAAGCUAAAAUAGCCAAUGAAGCAAACUCGGAAGUUAAAAUACGCAACGAAGCAAGCUCUGCAGCUAAAAUAGGCAAUGAUGCAAGUUCUGAAGCUAUAAUAGGCAAUGAAGCAAGCUCUGAAGCUAAAAUAGCCAAUGUAGCAAGCACUGAAGCUAAAAUAGCCAAUGAAGGUUGUUCUGAAGCUAAAAUAGCCAAUGAAGCAACUACGACUCUUCCUGUUAGGUCUUCUGAACAGGAAACUGCUCCUUGUCCUGUUACUGGAACUGAAAAACAAGAUUUUUCUGAUACAUCUAGACAAUUGUUGUGUGACACAGUAAGCAGUUGUGUGACUACUGCUUCUGAAAAGAUGGGUAAACCUCAAGAAACACUGGGUGAUAAGGUUGAUCAGGAGUGCACAAAAGAGGUUGGUGUGGCUGCAGUUCUGUGUGAAUCAAUAGAGAAACCUGGGGAUGAAGUUGCAGUUUCUUUUACCAAGGAUGACAAAGAGGCAAUACAAGAGAACAAUGACAAGUCAUCCUCAAAAAUAUCAGGUUCCAAAUCUUCCGUUCCUGAUUCUUGCUCUGAGUUGCAUGAAACUGGAACCAAUCCCACCAAUCCUGCCGAAAAUACUUGUGGUGCCUCUGUUAUAUUUGGAAGCAAUCCUGAAACUGAAAAGGAUGUGAAUCAAGUUAAGGCUUCUGCUCAUCUAGUUUCUGAGUACAUAAAUAAGGAUGCAUUGAACACGUCUACUGAUCAUGAUCCUAAGGGGAAUGAUGCAUCUAAAGGUGAGAGAAGCUUAGCUCCUGAGGUAAAUCCUGUGAUGAAUUUGUCUAAAAAAGAUGUUUCAGAAAAGACCACGAAAAGAACAAAUUCUAGCAAAAAGAGGCAACAAGCUCCUGUUACUGCAGCCAACAAAGCUUCAACGGUUGUAGAGGAAUCUUCAUUGACUUCUGCGCUAGGUACUCCCAAAACCAAAGUUGCAGGAAAUAUCCCCCUUGGGAGUCCACAAAUAUCUGAUGGUGUUAUAGCACACAGUGUUUCUCAAGGUACACCUGAACGCAAAACUAGGCGAGCCUAUAAUAAGUCAGCUGGAAAGGAAUCUUCUAGAAAAGGAAAUAAAGGAAAAACUCCAGGAAGACAGUCAGAAAGAGGUGAUAGAUCAACUAGUGUGUCUUUGAGCCCAUCACCUGGUUUCCAGGUGAUGCAAUCAAAUGAAGUGCAACAGUAUGGGCAUGUUGAUUCUAUCGGUACAAAACCAUUUGCUAUCUUAAACACUUCAACAUCUAGCCUUCCAGAUUUAAACUCUUCAGCUUCUCCAGCUGUUCUGUUUCAACAACCUUUCAUGGAUAUUCAGCAAGUACAAUUGCGUGCACAGAUAUUUGUCUAUGGGGCUUUGAUUCAAGGCACGGUACCUGAUGAGGCAUAUAUGAUAUCAGCUUUUGGGGGCCCAGAUGGUGGAAGGAGCAUUUGGCAGAAUGCAUGGUCUUCUUGCAUGGAAAGGCAGCAUGGUAAAAAGUCUUAUCCUAUUGACCCAGAAACACCUCUGCAAUCAAAAUCUGGUUCCAGAACCACUGAUGUCACAGUUAAGCAAAAUGCACUUCAAGGAAAAGGUAUCUCUUCACCUCUUGGCCUAGCCGGCAGCAAGGCUACUCCAACAGUUGCAAACCCUUUAGUACCCCUUUCAUCCCCCCUUUGGAGCCUACCAACUCCUUCCUGUGAUCCCCUUCAAUCUAGUGCCUUUGCUAGAGGUUCUGUUAUGGAUUAUUCACAGGCACUUGCUUCUUUGCAUCCGUAUCAAACCACACCUCUCAGAAACUUUCUUGGACAUAACACAUCUUGGUUAUCCCAAACCCCCCUUCGUGGAGCAUGGACUCCUGCUCCUGAUAACAAUAAUCCCCAUCCUUCUGCAUCACCUCUCACAGAUACCUUUCAGUUCAGUUCGGUCAAAGUAUCUUCUGUACCUCCUUCCUCUAGCAUGAAGAAUGCUGUUCCUGGUCUUCCAGCUUCUAGUGCAGGCCUACAAAGUGUAUUUAUAGCAACUUCCCCUGUGCUUGAUACAAACAACCUGAUGGCAUCGAAUGCUCAGCAUUCUUCAGAUCCAAAGCCCAAAAAAAGAAAAAAAGCCAUGGUAUCUGAGGAUCUUGGCCAAAAGGCUGUGCAUUUGCAGUCUCAACUAGUACCUACUCCUGUUGUAAGCAGCCAUAUAUCUACUGUUGCCACUGCAACCCCUGUUGGGAGUGUUCCCAUAUCAGUUCUGCCUGUAACUCCUCUAUCUCUUGCUGAUCACCUCAAAAGUGACUGGAAUGUUGAGAAGAGGAUUCUGUCAGAUGAGUCUCUUAUGAAAAUUAAGGAGGCAAGGGUAAAUGCAGAGGAAGCUUCUGCUCUUUCUGCUGCUGCUGUGAAUCACAGCCUGGAGAUAUGGAAACAGUUGGAUAAGCAAAAAAAUUCUGGAUUGGUGUCAGAUAUCGAGGCCAAAUUGGCUUCUGCAGCAGUUGCAGUUGCAGCUGCUGCUGCUGUUGCAAAGGCAGCAGCUGCUGCUGCCAAUGUUGCUUCAAAUGCUGCUUUGCAUGCAAAAUUGAUGGCUGAUGAAGCAUUAGUUUCAUCUGGUUAUGAUAAGUCUUGUCAAAUUUCUCAUUCAGGGGUUGUGAGUAACUUGGGAAAAGCAACCCCUGCGUCCAUCUUGAGGGGUACUAUUGGAACCAAUAGCUCUAGUUCUAUUAUUGGAGCUGCAAAGGAGGCUUCAAGGAGGAGAAUGGAAGCCGCUUCAGCUGCCAGAAAACGAGCUGAAAAUAUGGAUGCUAUUCUGAAGGCUGCUGAGCUGGCAGCAGAAGCUGUAUCCCAGGCUGGAAAGAUUGUUACUAUGGGAGAUCCUUUGGAAUUAAAUGACCUGGUAGAAGCUGGUCCAGGGGGUUGUUGGAAUGUAGCCCAAGAGUCCUCUCAGCAAGUUGGAUUGUUGAAAGACGUGACCAGUGGUCUGGUGAAUGUUGACAAUGUUGGAGACAGACUGGAAAGUUCUCAUAUAUGUAAUAGAGAUAAUUCAUCUCAUGAAAAGGGGAAGAAGACUGCUGCAAGUGAGAAGUUGCCUUUUCAUACAAUGCAUAGUGAGAUACCUCAGGACCUUAUGAGGUCCAUUGAUGCCAUUUCUCCUAUUAUUAACACCAGUGAAAAGAGUUCAAAAGGACCAAAGGGCCGUAGAGUUUCUGAUUUAGUCAAUCCCAUUGAUGUGCUUCCUGAAUCUGAGACUGAAAUAAAGGCUGCUUUCACAGCUGGUAAUGGGCCUGAAAAUGUGGAGGGAAAUAACUUCAAGGAGGGCUCACUUGUAGAGGUUUUCAAAGAUGGAGAAGGAUUUAAAGCAGCAUGGUACACGGCCAAUAUAAUAAGUUUGAAGGAUGGUAAAGCUUAUGUGUGCUACACUGUGCUUGUAGACGAUGAAGGUACAGGGCCUUUGAAGGAAUGGGUUUCACUUGAUGGUCAAGAUGACAAACCUCCCAGAAUACGUACUGCUCGUACUCUUACUGGUUUGCAUAAUGAAGGAACAAAGAAGAGACGGAGGGCAGCUUUAGUAGAUUAUACUUGGUCUGUUGGGGAUAGGGUUGAUGCGUGGAUACAAGAAAGCUGGCAGGAAGGAGUUUUGACAGAUAAGAAUAAGAAAGAUAAGACAUUAACUGUUCACUUCCCAGUUAGUGGAGAAACAUCAGUUGUCAGAGAUUGGCAUCUACGUCCAUCCCUUGUUUGGAAGGAUGGGAAAUGGAUCGAGUCUCCCAAGGUUGGAGCAAUUGAAAGUUUUACCCAUGAGGGUGAUACACCUCGUGAAAAGCGACCUAAGUUGGGUAAUCCUGCAGUAGAAGUAAAAGGGAAAGACAAGAUUCCAAAAGGUUCUGAUGUUGUGGAGACAGCAAAUCCUGGCGAGUUGAGGUUACUUGACUUGAGUGAAAAUGAUAAAGUGUUCAAUAUUGGUAAGAACAGCAAGAACGAAAAUAAAUCUGAUGCACAAAGAAUGGCUCGGACUGGUCUUCAAAAAGAAGGAUCAAGAGUGAUUUUUGGUGUUCCUAAACCUGCAAAGAAAAGGAAAUUCAUGGAAGUAAGCAAGCACUAUGUUGAAGAUGGGACAAGUAAGAUCAAGGAUGGAAAUGAUUCAGUUAAGCUUGCAAAUUUCUUGAUACCUCACGGUACUGGAUCACGUGGGUGGAAAAUUAGUUCCAAAAAUGAGACCAAGGAGAAAUUAGGAGCUGACUCCAGGCCCUCCUUUAAGUCUGGAAAGCCGCAAAGUGUUUUGGGUAGAGUGAUCCCACCUAAAGAAAACCCUUUAUCAAACUCUCGUACUAAUGAUCUGACAAGUCGUGCUGAAAGGAUCAAGGAUUCUUCAAGUCAUUUUAGGAGUGAACAUCAGGUGGAAAGAGCAUCUUAUUCUGGAAACACUGGAGCUGGGGGCGGACCAAUCUUGUAUUCAUCAGUUGCGUCUUCAACUGAUUCUCAUCCCACUAAAAAGACAUCAACAUCAAGGGCAAGUAAAGGAAAACUUGCGCCUGCUGGUGGAGGUUUGGGUAAGAUUGACGAGGAAAAAGCUUUUAAUGAAAAUCCAGUGAAAUCAACAUCUGAAAUCACUGAGCCUCGUAGAUCCAAUCGCAGGAUCCAGCCAACAUCAAGACUAUUAGAAGGAUUGCAGAGCUCUUUAAUUAUCUCAAAGAUUCCUUCUGCUUCACAUGAAAAGGGUCACAAAAGCCAGAAUCGGAAUACUACUAGGGGUAAUAACCAAGGUUGAACGAGGAGUUGCAAUGUGCGGUUCAGUUGAAAGACCACCACAUUCGACAUAGACAUGUAUAUUUAUAAUAGGGAACAUAGGAGUGGAAAUUCUUGUUUCCUUCGGUUUAGGCAGAGACUAGUCCCCCAGUAGAUGUCAAUAUUGAUUUUAUCUUGUUUACAAUAUGAUUUAAUUUAAUCCUGUAGGCUGUAUAUGGAAUUUAUCCAUGUUGACAUGUUUAUACAAAGGUUUGUCGAUAUGAUCAAAUGUUAGCGUCAUGUUCCUCAUUGGAUAUCGACUUUUACCCAUCCCCAGUUCCACUUC